AUGAGACCACUUUCACAAGCAACACAGCAAGUGGGACCAAUAUCCAUUGCCCACACACUAUACAAUGCCUUGUCCUCCAUCCUCGUCAAUCCCUCAGCCAUGACAAUAGAGAUUGAGAGCAACGGCGAGCACGAGCCUAAACACAACCACAUGCAACUUUGGGAAGCCGAGGGCAAGGACUCGCAAAGUGCGACGAGCACGGCCAAGCGACGAACGUCUCAGCGUGCAUUCGAGGACGGCGAGGACACCACUGAACAAUCCUACAGAGGGGAUGAAGGUCGUCUUCCAGAAAGUCCAGCCCCACCGCAACACAGCGGGCCGCGAUACCAAACAGGCUACACGCGCGUUCCAUUCGUUCAGCUCCCCGCCUCCAACGAUGAGGGCCCGUGGCAUGAGCACGAGGACAACCUGACAUACUGGUUGUCGUUGUUCUACAACCUGUUAACAAGUGCCAACCUAUCGACCUUCAACUCCAGCCACAGCUUGCAGUCUCCGGCUGACAUUCCCAAUUAUCUUGGCUACUUCACCGUGGUGAUAUCGUUAUGGACGACACAGUUACACUACGACCUUCGGUAUGAGUGCGGCGACACUAUCCAUCGGAUCUUCAAGGGUCUCCAGAUCCUGCUCUUCGUCUACGUUGCCGCGUCAAGUGGCGGGUGGGAUUUGCAAAACCUUGCUCCCCCACCUGAGCCAGAUCUCGCAACCUUCACGGCCACCGACGUUCAGAGUAACAUUAGUCAUGUCGCCGUCCUCGGCCACAAAUGCAAGCGUCGCACCGCUGCCCCGCUCUGGUCGCUGGGCUCCCUUGCCGCAUCCUUUCUGCUCUUCAUCGCCUCAGCCGCGAUUCCGACCCACUCGAGCGCCUACGCCAAGGCCAAGGUUGCCUUACUGUAUGUCGCCAUCGUGUUCGAAUUCGCCAUGAUUGGUGUUCAGUCACUCUUUGGUUCCCAAGUGCCCGCGCGCAAGGGCCACUUGUUGAACGAGUAUGGUUGCCUAUCAAUCACCAUUCUUGGUAUGGGAUUCUCCAACUGCAUCGCGGCAUUCCAGGCCGCUCUCACUGGUAUUGGCUCUGAACACAUCACAUAUGGACAAGUGGAACUCUGCAUCGGCGUCAUCUUCUUCAUCUGGGUGUUCCUCUUUACCAACUACCGGUUGGACCUCGACCUCAACCGCGACACGAGACGGACGUGGGUCUGGGAACUUCUCCAUUUCCCUCUACAUUUCGCCCUCGUCCUUCUCCUCGCCAGCAUCGUGAAUGCUAUCAAGCUGUCGUCCUGGACGCAAUCCCUCGUCAACGCGUACACGCUGUUUGUCAACUCUGCUCUCUCCCUCCUUGAAGGGUCGCCUCUCUCUGACAGCGAGCUGUGGGACGCUGCCAUGCAGCUCGACAAGCUCGACCUGGCGCCAGACUUCACUGAACAAUACCGUUUAAUGGAAGAGUACUUCUUCACCAGUAACGCGUCGAUCACUGUCCGUGACAGCACAAUUUUGCUCGAGAGCUACCAGUACAUUGGCCAGAUCGUGUGGUCAACCUGCUCUAAAUCUUCCGUCGUGAUGAGUGACGAUGCCAUAACACUCCUUCGUCAGCUACUGGUUAUGGGCCGUGAUGGUAGCCCGGUCACCCCAUCCAUGGCCGCCAGAGGUGAGGAGCUCGCUUAUCAGAUGGUCACCGUCGUCCUGGAAGACAUCUUCUCUGGUAUCCUGUGGAUGUACCCUGCUGCUGGUUUCGUGCUAAUCUUCUGUUCCCUGCGGUCUGUCGGACGGACCCCGGUCAGCGGGGCGGCAGGCUACGCCAUCCAUGGGUUCCAGAUAGCUGCUGGGGCCACACUUUGCCUCCUUACGCUCCUCGGCCUUGGAGGGCGGGACGUGUCGUUCAAGGUCGGCGACGACCCCUUGCGCGGCGAGUUGCAAUUCAGCAACAAGAUGUACCCACUCGCCGCCAAGGACCUGUCCGUCGCGGUGGUGUUUAUCGUGUAUGCUGUGGUGAUAAUUGGCAGCUUCGUUGCCAUUGAGCUUGCCUGGCGGCGGGAGCAGAGGAAGCAGAGGAGGAACAGGGUUACUAGGCGAUAG
Molecule: messenger RNA, 2070 nt
Organism: Apiotrichum porosum
Lineage: Eukaryota; Fungi; Basidiomycota; Tremellomycetes; Trichosporonales; Trichosporonaceae
Exons: 10
Coding region: 1-2070 (689 amino acids)
Source: RefSeq, a predicted model, not a curated record